CAACAUCCCUGCUUGUAUCCAAACUAGAGAUACUAUUGCUCUUUGCUUUCAUUAUUUUUAAAUUACUUUCUUGAUCAAGGUUUGGACAUUUUUGGUAUGUCCUGUUUGAGGCAGCAGUGAAAAAUCGCGGGAAAUUAAUGCACAAAAAAGUAGACAGCGACAAAAGGGACUUCAAAGGUCCGGAAAUGUCGUGUGACGACUGACGAGGGCAAAAAAACAACAACAAAACAAUCACACGAGGCUGUCUUUGUUUUCCAAACUAGCUAAGUAAACCUACUUAAGUAUUUAUUUGAUGACAUGUUGUAAAAAUGAUGACAUUUCUUGCCUGUAUUUAACACAGCACAAAACUAUAUAAAACCAUGGACUGAUAUCAUGAAAUAAGCCAAUAUUACACAUUUGAACUGAGUGUAUCAGUUCUAUUGACGGCAAUAGACGUCCGCUACAACUGUCCAACGCAAAAUGGAUUGGACAUCUGUCGCCGUCAAUGGCAGUCCAUCUAUUUAGUGCUCCCCCCAAAGUGGUCAACAAUAGACUGAAUCUUUUUAUUGAACGAACGCUUAACCAAGCACUUUAAUACAAAAGCUAACGAAUUAACCCCCCCACCACAAAGUCACAGAUUGUACUGUUGAAUGUGAGUACAGAAUAGCAACGCCUCAAGUGGACAAAAAUAGGGUGCGGACCUUUCGAUCUGCAUUCUCUCAAAAUAUUUCAGUUUAUUUACAGUUGGGCUGCAGCUAUCGAUUAUUUUAGUAGUUGAUUAAUUGAUGAGCUAGUUAGUUCGAAUAAUCGAGUAAUCGGAUAAGUAACAUAAAAGAAUUAAAAUACCUUGGCUGAGCCUCAAACGGUAUACAAAAAUAAAUAUAUAAGGAUCUAUGUACAACAAAAGAACAAUUGGCUAACUUACAUAGCAAAAGUCCGCUAGCUUCAUUGCUAUAAAAUACUUUUUUUUUUUUUUUAAUGCUCUUAACAAAUGGUUCAGACACAUUACCACAAAAAUUGGCGAAAUAUACCUUUAAACUAAAUUAUAAAUGCAUUAAAAGAGACAUUAGCUCAAACAAAAAAGCUUAUGCUCGUCUUAACAGGGAGCAGAUGGAUUCACCCAUGUUAAAUGAGGCAGACUAGAGGGCUGUAUAUCCACCCCAAUCAAUAAAAUUAAAUGUACACACUUUCAAAACAAACCUUUACAACGCCACUCUAAUUAAACGAAUACUCGAAGCAGCAAAAUGUAAUUCGAAUCUUUUUUUCCAAAUCGAAUACUCGAGUUAAUCGAUUAAUCGUUGCAGCACUAAUUUAUAGUAGUAUAUACAAACCGCAUUGUUUAAACAUCAACCCUAAAACUAUUCAUUCAAAUUCAUCCCUGCCUCAAAGGUUGGAAAACACCGCUGUAGGAUGCUUCAGCUCGGAAGCCUAUUGACCCAGUUUCAUGUCAGCGGCUGCACAGCUCCAAAGAGUUCAGGAUGCCAGAAAGUGCAGCAAACACUAAAUGAAUUCCUUCAACAUGUCAGGAAACUCACCGGGUUGAGGAAGGAGUACAUCUACUGCAAUCUGCGGAUUCCCGACCAGUUUCAAGUUGUGAAAGAUGAUAUUAACAUUGUCAUUCUCACAGGCCAUGGAGUCUUCUGCAUGGACAUUAAACCCUGGCAAGGUCUGGUGUCCGCUCAUGACCAAAAUUGGCACAUUCAAGUGAAAGAAAAAGAUCAGAACUUAAGCAACACCUGCAUCCAGCAAAUUGAGGAUCCCAUCAAGGCAAUCAUGAUCAAGACAUCUCAUUUAUGCGACCUUCUGAGGAGGAGUGGCAUGCUCGUGCACCAGAACCUAUUCCACCCCAGGGUGGUUUUCCCUUCACCAGAGUGCGAGCUCUCCAAUGGGCUUCGAGAGCGGCGGGAACUAGUACCCCAUGACCAAGUUGACCAUUUCCUGAGAUCUUUCAGGGAAGACUAUGUGGCCUGGAUGUUGGAUGCACUGACUCCUUCCUGGCUCUCUGGUCAUUUGUCGUACAGGCAGAUAAAGUCAGCACAGGAGGUCCUGAGGCACUCGGGGACAUGGGAUCUUAUAUGGCUUCACAGUGGUGAGCAGCUCAAAGGCGACUUUCAGGGAUGCCGCUUCAUUGCGCUGGACCGCAGUGAGACCGACAAGCUCGAGUUCUCCACACUCAAGACAAUGUGGGCCUUGCUUGGCCACACCCCUCAGGUGACUGUCAAAAUGUACAAGCGCGGUUCCGAUGGUUGGUUGGGGAAAACACUGAGCGCCACCACCACUGUCCCCUCUGACACCAUGGUGAUCUUCAGAGUCAGCGGCGAAGAGGCAGACACCAAGAUCCCGGCCAACGCCAUUCACAGCAUUACACUCAGUAUAUAGGAUACCUAAGUUGAACACUAGAAGCCGAUUUUGGCUUAAAACUAAGAGCAGAGUACUUAUAAGAUGUUAUAUUUUAAACAGUUUAAAAAAAAAAAAAAAAGUUUUUUUCGAUACGCUUCUCAGCGACUAUAUUACAUUAUAUUUAGUUUAAUUCACGAGUUCGCGUUUGUUUUAUGAGGUGUCAGUUUUGUGCUUUCAACGACUCCCAACCUACUAGUGUCAUUACGCCUCUGUGGGAGAUCAGGAAGGUGUAAAUUACUCCUAUUUUACUUAUAUUGUCCAAAUUAUUUGCUUACUAAAUGAACUGAAUGUUCAGUCACAUUUUUCCCUAAUACAAAGUAUGUGCAUUGGCUCAGUCAAUGUUGGAAAACACUAAUUUAAACUCAGGAUCGCAAGCCCACAAAUUGCAAGGCAACAUUGGAUCGCUUGAAAAAUCCUAUGUACUUUAAAAUCAGAAAUUUAAAAGACGUUAUAGAUGGCUAAUAUUAUGUUUAAAAACUGUCAAGCAACACUACCUCUUCAUAAUAUUUAACCUUUAUUUACGAUCAAUGUAUUUAGCCGGCUUAUGCUAAAGUGUAUACAUUUUUGUAAAAUAGUUACGAUACUUUCCCUCCCUUAAUAAUACUUGUGUAUACACACACACACACACACACAUAUAUAUAUUUUUUAAUCCUACUAAACUGUAAAACAACUCAUAACCUUGAAUUUAGUGUUCCACAGACGUGAAGCUAAAUGUUAGUAUAUAAAGAAAAAAACAUUUAAAAAAAAAACAAAAAAAAACUGCAGGUAGUCCCCAGGUUACGACUUACGCGAUUUCAACUUUACGAAGCCGGAGUCUCGUCCGCUAUUCUGUCUCUAGCUUUUUUUUUUUUUUUUUUUUUUUUUUUUUUUCCAAAGUUGAGUAAACAGUAUCUAGUUGUUGCUAUGUCAGGGUCCCCUCCGCCAGAGGUGACGGUGUCAGGUGCAAUUUCCUUGCGCUCGUGCUGCUGCUGACCCCUCUUGCGAGUCCUGAUCCAUUUUUUUGAGUUCGGACAGCAGGCUCCCGUUAAGAGAAGCAACGCUGGCAACCCGAGCGGCAACAAUAUCCCCCUCUCUCUUGCCUCCCUGCUGUUUCCACAGCGCCCUUUUCUCCCAGCAAGGCGGCUCAUAUAAUGGCAUUUAACACAACGCACAGUGGGCUGAAAAAGUAUCUGAACCUUAUCGAAUCUCAUAUUUCUGCAUAAAAUCACCAUCAAAUGUGAUCUGACCUUUUUUAAAAUCACACAGAUGAAAAAAAGUUUGCUUCAACUAAAAACCACCCAAAUAUUUAUAGGUUUUCAUAUUUCAAUGAGGAUAGUAUGCAAACAAGGACAGAUGGAGGAAAACUAGUGAACCAUCACAUUUUUUAUUUUGUGCCCCCCCCCCCCCCCCCCUUGGCAGCAAUAACUUCAACCACACGCUUCCUGUGCCUGCAGAUCAGUCUAGCACAUUGAUCAGGACUAAUCUCGGCUUAAAUUUCUCAACAAAACUGCUGUAGUUUAGUCAGAUUCCUGGGAUGUCUGGCAUGAAUUGCUGUCUUUAGGUCAUGCCACAGCAUCUCAAAGGGGUUCAAGUCUGGACUUUGACUUGGUCACUCUAGAACGUGUAUUUUGUUUUUCUGAAACCAUUCUGAAGUUGAUUUACCUCUGUGUUUUGGAUCAUUGUUUUGUUGCAGCAUCCAUUCCUCUUUUUAGCUUCAAGUGUCAGACGGACGGCCUCAGGUUUUCCUACAAAACAUCCUGAUAAACUUCUGCAUUUAUUCUUCCAUGAAUGAUUGCAAGUUGUCCAGGCUCAGAGUCAUUAAACAGGCCCAAAUCAUGAUGCUCCCUCCAUCAUGUUUCAGUUUGGGGAUGAGGUGUUGAUGUAGGUGAGCUGUUCCAUUUUCCCUCCACACAUUGUUGUGUGUUACUCCCAAACAAUUGAACUUUGGUUUCAUCAGUCCACGAAAUAUUUUGCCAGAACUUCUGUUGAGUGUCCCAAGUGCCUAUUUGCAAACAAUAAACGAGCAACAAUUUUUUUUUUUUUUUAGACAGCAGUGGCUUCCUCCGUGGAGUCCUCCCAUGAGCACCAUUCUUGGCCAUAGACAGACACACUAGGGUUCUUUUUUUUACCUCAGUAUUCUGCGCUGAACUCUUGGCAUCAUCUUUGGUAGACGGCCACUCCUUGGGAGAGAAGCAACAGUGCUACACUCUCUAUUUGUAGACAACUUCUCUGACUGUCGAUUGAUGAACAUCAAGACUUUUAGAGAUGGUUUUUGUAUCCUUUCCCAGCUUCAUACAAGUCAACAAUCCUUGAUUGCAGGUCUUCCGACAGCUCUUUUGACCGAGCAAUGAUGCACAUCAGACAGUGCAUCUCAUCAAGACAAUUCUUACCUGGUAUGUGUUUUAUAGUUGGCAGGGCAGCUUUAAACCACUUAUGAGUGAUUGGGCACACACCUGACUUAAAUUGUUUUAUAAAAAUUGGUUUCAGUUGCUCUUUGUCUCCUUAGGCAGAGGGUUCACUUACUUAUUUUCACCCUUAUGUCAUUGUUUGCUUGCUGUCCUAAAAAUAUGAAAACCUAUAAAUGUUUGUGUGGUUUUAGGUAAAGCAGAGAUUUUGACAAAGAUCAGAUCACAUUUGAUGAUUUUAUGCAGAAAUUUGAGAAACUCCAAAAGGUUCAGAUACUUUUUCAUACCACUGUGCCUCAUAGUAUGACGUAUAAUACAUGUUUUGGGACAGUUAUUUUGUAUUUAGGGGUAUUAAAGGGUUAAUUCAGAUUUACACAGAAAUUCGGGUUACAUCGCAAUCCGAGGAACGGAACUUGUUCGUAAUCCAGGGACUACCUGUAUUUAGUUGUUUGUACACUCUUUGAAUUGUGAUGAUUUACAUCUUAAUUACCUCAAUGAAGUGUUUUCUACCCCACACAGCACUUUUUUUUUUUUUUUACACUUAGUGGUUAUGUAUGGAUUGUACAACUUUUAGUUGGUUAGUCAAUGGAGUGGUAAUGUGUGGUUGGGUGCAUGCAAGUUUCAUAUGUACAAUAUGUAAAGUCAUAAUUAAAAGCAAUGUAAAUGACUGGGGUUUUCUUAGGGGGGUGUAAUUGAGCAGAGUUGGUUUACCGCAAGCGGUUUGGUGGUUCAUUGUGUGCUUUUCACAUGCAAGUUGUCUAAUUUGAAAGCAAGCAGUGCAUUUCCAGGACGGUAAAUGGAUGAGAUGAGCCUAAGGGUGUGACAAGCUAUCAAGGUAGAACUUCGCUGAAGACUGGUCCACUGGAAGUGGAAGUGCUGGUCAACUUCAAAAAACUAAAUAUUUUAUUAAGUUAGGAGAAAUCUUUAGUUGAAUUCUUUGCAAGUCACUUUGCUGUAAAAUUCUGGUUUGAAUAUUAAAGCGUAUUCGUAAUGAGUUUGUUUGACAUUGUC
Molecule: messenger RNA, 5774 nt
Organism: Corythoichthys intestinalis (scribbled pipefish)
Lineage: Eukaryota; Metazoa; Chordata; Actinopteri; Syngnathiformes; Syngnathidae
Exons: 7
Coding region: 1390-2358 (322 amino acids)
Source: RefSeq, a predicted model, not a curated record